This is a messenger RNA of Diprion similis, 2881 nucleotides long. It is a transcript of the gene GlyRS, whose product is annotated as glycine--tRNA ligase. Lineage: Eukaryota; Metazoa; Arthropoda; Insecta; Hymenoptera; Diprionidae. The coding region runs from base 124 to 2352 and encodes 742 amino acids. Gene Ontology annotation, biological process: mitochondrial glycyl-tRNA aminoacylation. Gene Ontology annotation, molecular function: glycine-tRNA ligase activity; ATP binding. The record is from RefSeq and is a predicted model, not a curated record. Gene Ontology annotation, cellular component: mitochondrion; cytoplasm. The transcript has 4 exons.
AACAAGUCUAAGCUUUCCCAUUUCUUUUCUUCUUACUCUAGCCGUUUCCGGUAGAAUCUGACAACUGUACGGUAAGCAGCGUGCCAAUUCCCCGGCGAAAACUGGGGAUCGAGAUCGCUGCGAAUGCAGAUUUUUCUCCAUACUGUGCGAGCCACAUGCAAGUCUGGAGCCCGGUACGGGAUCAAAUAUCUCAAGUUCGUCGAUCCAAUUUCAAGAAAUCUUGUUGUUAGUUCGAGGUUAUAUUCCGAAACUCCUCAGUGGGGCUCGAAGAAGAAGCACAGAAACGUAAAGCUACAUUUUCAGCUACAGAGUAUGGCAGAUCCAAAGAUAGAAGAGGUCCUCGCGCCGCUACGAUCAAGUGUCAAGGAGCAGGGGGACCUGGUCCGUAAACUCAAGUCCGAUGGGGCGCCGGACUUUGAUGUCAAGAAGGCGGUGGCAGAGCUCAAGGCGCGUAAAAAGCUUCUUGAGGACAAGGAACUGUCUCUGAUCCCAUCAGCGACAUUUGAUCGUGCAAAAAUGGAGGAUCUUCUAAAGCGAAGGUUCUUUCUUGACCAGUCGUUUGCCAUCUACGGUGGGAUAACAGGGCAGUAUGAUUUCGGUCCAAUGGGAUGUGCCUUGAAAUCAAAUUUCCUUAGCGCCUGGAGAAGCUUCUUUGUUUUAGAGGAACAGAUGUUGGAAGUUGAUUGUUCCAUUCUAACGCCUGAACCGGUUUUAAAAGCCUCCGGGCAUGUGGACCGAUUUGCAGAUUUAAUGAUAAAGGAUGUGAAAACCGGAGAAUGCUUCCGGCUAGAUCAUUUCAUAAAAGCACAUUUGGAGAAAGUUUCGUUGGACAAGAAAACCGACGAAAGUUUGCGCGCUGAGUGCCAAGACAUUAUAAUCAAGUUGGAUGGUAUGAGUAAGCAAGAGCUAGCUGCAGUUGUAUCAAGAUUCAAUAUGAAAUCACCGAUAACUGGCAAUGAUCUAACGGAACCUAUUGAGUUCAAUUUGAUGUUUGCCACGCAGAUUGGCCCAUCCGGAUUGAUCAAGGGGUUCUUGAGGCCAGAAACUGCUCAAGGAAUUUUUGUGAACUUUAAAAGGCUGUUGGAAUUCAAUUCAGGCAAGCUUCCCUUCGCUGCUGCACAGAUCGGUAAUGCUUUCAGAAAUGAAAUAUCACCCAGAUCCGGACUCAUCCGUGUCAGAGAAUUCACAAUGGCUGAGAUUGAACAUUUUUGCGAUCCCAGCGAUAAAAAUCAUCCGAAAUUCGAGUCUGUGAAGCACACUAAAAUGCUUCUCUACUCUGCAUGUAGCCAGAUGGAUGGGAAAAGUGCAGAAUACAUGGAAAUUGGAGAGGCUGUAAAGACAGGGCUGGUAGACAAUGAAACUCUAGGAUACUUCAUGGCUAGAAUCCAGCAGUUCUUACUCAAAGUUGGAAUAGAUCCUGCUAAGCUACGCUUUCGGCAGCACAUGGGCAACGAAAUGGCGCAUUAUGCUUGCGAUUGCUGGGACGCUGAAUGCUUAACGUCCUACGGCUGGAUAGAGUGUGUUGGAUGUGCAGACAGGUCGGCGUACGAUCUUACUCAGCACACCAAGGCGACAGGGGUCAGAUUGAUCGCUGAAAAGAAGCUAGCUGAGCCAAAAGUCGUCGAUGUUGUCGAAGCAUUCCCCAACAAGGGUGUCCUAGGUAAAGCAUUUAAAAAGGAAGCCAAAGCAGUUUUGGAUGCGCUGGCUGCGUUAAACAAAAACGAAAUCGAAACGUUUGAAGGAAAAAUAAGUAAAGGCGAGGAUUAUGAUCUCCUUUUGCCUGAUGGAAUAUCAGUCAAAAUCACAAAGGACAUGGCCUCGAUAAAACGUUACCAAAAAACCUUACAUGUUGAGGAAAUCACACCAUCUGUCGUUGAACCCUCAUUUGGUGUUGGUAGAGUCAUGUACUCUCUCUUCGAACACAAUUUCCGAAUGAGAGAGGGCGACGAGCAAAGGACAUACUUGAGUUUGCCUCCAGCAGUGUCACCCCUGAAAUGUUCUGUCUUGCCACUCAGUGGUAAUGCAGAAUUUACACCAUUUGUCAAGAAACUCUCACAAGAUUUGACUGCAUUCGACAUAUCCCACAGAGUAGAUGACUCUUCAGGCAGUAUCGGUAGAAGAUAUGCUCGUACAGAUGAAAUCGCCAUACCGUUUGGCAUUACAAUAGACUUUGAUUCUCUGAAGACUCCACAUACAGCAACCCUCAGAGAACGGGAUAGUAUGGAUCAAGUCAGAAUAAACUUGGAUGAGCUCCCAACCGUGGUGAAAGACUUGUCUCUAUGUAAAAUAACAUGGGCUGAAGUAGCGCAAAAGUAUCCUAAGUUUGAACAACAAGAAAAUGCAAAAGCAUAGGAAUCAGAAUAAUAUUUAAAGUAAAUUAGGCUUUGCAUUUUUUUCUUAAGGGAAGCAUGAGAAUAGAAACAAAAUUUUACCCUUGAUAAUUGACCUCAACUGUUUUUUGGCAUAAUAUGUCAUUUUUAAAAUGCCUCGCUAAAAAUUUCAUGAACUCCAUAAAUUAUAUUCACCAAUAAUUGAAACAAGUGUUGUUUCUUUUUCCAUCCAAAAUAAAUUCUUAGGAACACAGUUAGUGAUUCUAAGGUGAGUAAAUGUGAAAGGUUGAUUUCGUUUGCGGCCUUUAUUUACCAAAAUUGAAGGAAAACCAGUUAAACAGAUUACAGCUGACCAGCUAAAAAUAGUACCCAGGGCACUUUAAGACAUGUAAUGGAACAAAUGGUUGUAGAAGUAAUUUAUCCCUCGUAGAAUUGAGGCAGCUUAUCACCGAGGAUGACUCGUCUUUCAAUGCCUUCUUUAGUUAUAACGCCAAGUCUUACAACUCCACCACUGCUACCGUCACGUGACAUAGCCAAUGCCAGUGCUGCAA